GACAAGACUCGUUCCGAUGGGAGGUGCCGCCAAACUUUGUUCCGUGAGAGGAGAAGGAGCGUGUGGUUAUGGGAAAUCAAGUUCUUAUUCACAGUAGACUGCGGGACAUGCCCAUCACUCUUCCGUCUUUAUAUAGAUAGCGAAAAUCCUCUUCUUCUUCGUCUUCUUCAUCCUUCCAAGCCGUGAGAGAACUGUGAACAAAGGCCGUACGCAAACCCAUCUUUCUGAAGCUACUGAGGUCGAUUACGGUUAGUCAUGGAAAAUGAGGCAUCCAUGAAUCACGAAGCAAAAACCGCUUCAACCAUCACCAUUAAAGGGAUUCUCAGCCUUUUAAUGCAAAGCGUUGACGGGAAUGGUGGCGAUAAGAGAGUGAUUUCUAUGGGCAUGGGUGACCCUUCUAUUUAUACUUGCUUCCACACCACUAAUAUUGCUCAGGAAGCUGUCGUUGAUACGCUUCAAUCUCAGAAAUUCAAUGGCUAUGCUCCUACCGUUGGUCUUCUCCAAACCAGAAAAGCAAUUGCUGAAUAUCUGUCCCGUGAUCUUCCCUACAAGUUGACAUCCGAUGAUGUUUUUAUUACUUCUGGAUGCACUCAAGCUAUUGAUGUUUCAGUGGCAAUGCUUGCUCACCCUGGAGCAAACAUCUUGCUUCCGAGGCCAGGCUUCCCAAUCUAUGAUCUCUGUGCUGCAUUCAGACAAGUAGAAGUUCGCCAUUAUGAUCUUCUUCCUGAGAAAGGCUGGGAGGUUGAUUUGGAAGCUGUUGAGUCUCUUGCAGAUAAGAACACAAUUGCAUUGGUGAUUAUAAACCCAGGAAACCCUUGUGGAAAUGUGUACAGUUACCAUCAUUUAAAGAAGAUUGCAGAAACUGCUAAGAAGCUUGGCACUGUUGUGAUUGCUGAUGAAGUCUAUGCUCAUCUUGCAUUUGGAGCCAAUCCUUUUGUGCCAAUGGGAGUUUUUGGAUCUGAUGUUCCUAUUAUUACUCUUGGGUCCCUAUCUAAGCGAUGGAUAGUUCCUGGAUGGAGACUUGGUUGGUUUGUGAUAAAUGAUCCUUGUGGCACUUUUAGGAAACCGAAGGUUCUCUUCCUUUCACCUUCACUUUGGUUAACACAGUUUUUAAUAUUUGUUGUUGAGAGAAUAAAGAAGUAUUUUGAUAUUUUGGGGGGUCCAGCUACCUUCAUCCAGGCAGCUGUACCUCGCAUAAUUACAGAGACUGAAGAGGUCUUCUUCAGGAAAACCCUCAACAUGUUAAGGCAUACCUCAGAUGUAUGCUGUAAAGAGAUAGAGGAUAUUCCAUGCAUUGUUUGCCCUCACAAACCUGAUGGGUCUAUGGCUAUGAUGGUGAAACUCGAUCUUUCACUUCUGGAUGAUAUUAGUGAUGAUAUUGAUUUCUGUUUCAAGCUCGCGAAGGAGGAAUCUGUUAUCAUUCUUCCAGGAACGGCGGUAGGGCUGAAAGAUUGGCUCCGAUUUACAUUUGCCGUUGAUCCAUCUGCUCUUGCAGAGGCUAUGAAAAGGAUAAAAUCAUUCUAUAAAAGGCAUGCCAGAAAGUGGUGAAAACAGCAGCAAAAUACGCAGUUAAAUUAACCACUCUUAAUUCUUUGUUAUACCAGCACUGGUCCUUAAAUCUCUCCUGCAAGGGAAGCGAUUUAUUCAAACCACUUGAUUAGUAUGGUAAGAUCCAUUUAAUGUAACAUAUUGUGUCCCGGGCUUGAAUUGUUUUACUGGACAUCGCAAUAAAUUGCAUAGUAAAACCUCUUGACGCAAGCAUGAUCCUCAUGGUGGCGAUUGUUCUGUAGAAUCCUUGUAUUAUGUGAAAAAUGCAAUGUAGGGGAUCUGAGUUAUUGAUAAGACUAGCUGUUUGGCAAACCUCAAAAUCAAUUAAAAUAAGCUUUUUUUUU
This is a messenger RNA of Neltuma alba, 1892 nucleotides long. RefSeq names its product probable aminotransferase TAT2. Bases 256 to 1548 code for a protein of 430 amino acids. Gene Ontology annotation, molecular function: L-tyrosine:2-oxoglutarate transaminase activity; pyridoxal phosphate binding. The record is from RefSeq and is a predicted model, not a curated record. The transcript is spliced from 7 exons. Gene Ontology annotation, biological process: L-tyrosine catabolic process; biosynthetic process. Lineage: Eukaryota; Viridiplantae; Streptophyta; Magnoliopsida; Fabales; Fabaceae.